CCCCCACCCUGUUUCUUCGGUUGACAGACCGAAGGGUGGAAGCCGUCUGAAGUUUUUACGGCUGUGACAUGCCGGAAAGUGCGUAUGGUGUGUAUAAAAGUGGAUAUUUUCCAUAAUAAAUGAGAAUGGCCAAUACUUUGAGAGGGGAAGUACUGAAUCUUUAUAAAAAUCUGCUGUACCUUGGACGAGACUAUCCAAAAGGAGCAGACUAUUUUAAGAGGCAUCUGAAGAAUGCUUUCCUUAAAAACAAAGAUGUGAAGGACCCAAAGAAGAUCAAAGAACUUAUUGGACGGGGCGAAUUUGUAAUGAAAGAGCUAGAAGCCUUAUAUUUCCUGAGAAAAUACAGAGCUAUGAAACAACGCUAUUAUUCAGAUACCAAAGAAACUAACUGAUCAUUACUAUAAUUUGAAAACCAGUGCCAUCUCUUUAUGUGUAAUAUAAAACUAAUUCUAACUUAAAAUGGUAACAUAUACACAUCCUGUAAAAAACAAUGAAGGUGCCCUACUGAACUAAAAAUAGGUUUCAAUUCUAUUCAUACUGAGAGCUUAUCAAGUAAUCCCUUAUGCAGAAUUCUAUACUGAAAUAGAAACUUAGCUACAUAAUGUUGCCAACUACAAAUUAUAAAUGAGCACCUAAUUUCAAAUGAAAAAAAUAAUGUAUUUAAAAGUUUUGACUUAAUAGGUUUUUGCCAAUUAUUCUUAGCCCAUUUCUGUUUUACUGACAAUGCCACCUAAUUCACAUGUAAUUAGGCCAAAUAAUUUCUUGCACAUUUAUUCUCUAAUCUUUGAAAGAGUACCUUAUUUUUAACCUCAUUUGGUACAUUAGCAAGGUUCACUACAAAUCAAAUAGCACCUGGUCAUGAUUUUAGUGCAGUAGAGAAAUAAUAGUAAUAUAUGAAGGUUACUUCUAAUCUUAAAGUAGCCUGCCAGCAAUUGGCAUUUCAUGUGUACCUAUUUAAUAUUUACAUCAUUUCUGCUGAAUCCCUUUGGGCCUUAAAACAAAUCACCUGUUGUGUAUCAAUUAACUUCUUUGAAUAAAAAUAAAGUUAUUUUUUUCUCAUAAAGGCAGAUCUGUUUUGUACCUACUUCUAAAUGAGUUACUAUGGCAAUGGACUUAAACCUAAGAUGGUCUUAAGCUUAUGCAAACACUCAAACCUUUACAUAAUGUUCACAGCA
Molecule: messenger RNA, 1175 nt
Organism: Pteronotus mesoamericanus
Lineage: Eukaryota; Metazoa; Chordata; Mammalia; Chiroptera; Mormoopidae
Gene: ETFRF1
Product: electron transfer flavoprotein regulatory factor 1
Exons: 3
Coding region: 120-392 (90 amino acids)
Biological process (GO): respiratory electron transport chain
Cellular component (GO): mitochondrion
Source: RefSeq, a predicted model, not a curated record